UACUGUUACACACACACACACACACACACACACACACACACACACACGCAGGGGCAUCAUUAAGCCCCCACUCCCUGUGUGUUGACGGAAGAACAAUCCACAUGGUGAGUGACAAGCAGCGUGUGUGUGUGUGUGUGUGUGGGUGUGUGAGAGACAGUGAGCAGAGAGAGAGAGAGAGAGAAAAGUUUUUGCCUGUGUGGUGUGAGACAGAGCAAAAGCGAAAAGCCAUUUGGUGGUUUAGAACCAGUGACGCCAGCUUCACUGUUAAACACUCAAUUUAUUUCCCUUCAUGCUUUGUGUGUGUGUGUGCCUGUGUGUGUCCGUGGAAAGUUGCAGGAGAAAGAAAACAAAGUACUCUUUCUUUAUAUGUGCCUUAUGACCCCUCCCCCUUACUUCCUCUUACAUUCGCGUCCUGUGCUUCUAUUGGCUGGCCGAAUCAUGUGUAUGCAUGUAGAUGUGUUUGUGUUAAACCAUCCAGGUGGUCUGUAGUGGCGAUGCUUCACAUUAAGUUCCACUCACAAUAAGUACCUAAAUUAAUAACUAGCAUCUCUACCGCCCCCUAUCCGAGGCGGCCUGAUGUAGCAGCCUCACUUCCCAAUUUUUUUUUUUUUGUCAACACAUUUACACCCCAAAAAGUGGGUCGCUUGUCACGCCCAUCUGGUCCCGCCCCUGGUGCCAAUGUGCCCGGGCCCAUUCGGAGCAUCAGGCGCGUGUAGUCAUGGUGGUCGCGCUCACCUCCCUGCUGGACAAAGUGCUCUGCUUCUCGUUCACGUCAUGCUGAACGCGCUCGCAUUUCUGCUGGACAAAGUGGUGUUCUUCUUCGUGACGUGCGCGCACCCGCCACCGCCGCCCCUCGAGCGCGAGCGUGUCUACCGGCGCGGCGACUUGUUGGAGGUGCCGCGCACGCUCUUCACCCACUUCGGCAUCUACCUGGGCGACGGCCGCGUGGCGCACCUCAUCCCGGACAUCCUACCCGCAGUCACGUCGGACGAGCGCCACCUCCGCCGCAAAGUGACCAACACGCGCCUGCUGCUCGGCGUGCUCUCCAAGCGCGCGAGCGUACGCGUUGACUCAGUGGAGGACUUCGCGUAUGGCGCGAGCGUGCGGCUCAACACGCACGCCAUGGAGAGCGCCGGACGCGGUCCCCCCGACGCCGAAGAGGCGGCGCGGCGAGCUGAGCGCCUGCUCGGCAGCGUCCCCUACAGUCUGCUGUGGAACAACUGCGAGCAUUUCGUGACGUGGUGCCGCUACGGAGCCGCGCGCAGCCUGCAGACCGAACAGUUCUGUCAGUGGUUGAAGUCACUGAUCCGAGACCAACGGAACGCGGCUGUGGCAGGUCUGCUCGGCCUCCUCUCCCUGGCCUGCCUGGGCGUGUCCUCCGGGACAGCCCUGCCCGCUGUCUUCAUCCCCUUCACGUUGUGGAUGGCCAGCUGAAUCCACCUGCCAUUAUUUAGUGAGUUUUUUUGUCUGAACAUUUUUGUAUUGCGGGAUGUCACGGCAUUGUAAUGCUUUCGACUCAUGUAAAUAAACAAUUCAUUUGGAAAGGC
This is a messenger RNA of Hippocampus comes (tiger tail seahorse), 1547 nucleotides long. RefSeq names its product lecithin retinol acyltransferase-like. Lineage: Eukaryota; Metazoa; Chordata; Actinopteri; Syngnathiformes; Syngnathidae. Gene Ontology annotation, cellular component: rough endoplasmic reticulum. The record is from RefSeq and is a predicted model, not a curated record. The transcript is spliced from 2 exons. Gene Ontology annotation, biological process: vitamin A metabolic process; retinol metabolic process. Bases 679 to 1434 code for a protein of 251 amino acids. Gene Ontology annotation, molecular function: phosphatidylcholine-retinol O-acyltransferase activity.